AUGAAAGAAUUAAAGGAAAGAAGAAACAGCAGUAACAGCAGCAGAGAAAGAAAGGGUUGCUUUAAUGGCUAUGGCGGCGUUGGCAGACCUGAAAAUUUUGGCUUCUUUAAUGCUCACGAGUACUUGUCAUCCCUCAAUCUUAAAGCUGCUGCAGAAGCUAUGGCCGGCUUCUUCUCUUUAGGAUCUGCAACUUACCAUAGCCAACAAGACCCUAUCUCUACUUCAAAUCUCCCUUCAAAUCCAACUCCUAAUUCUAAUCCCACUGAAUCCAGCAGCUGGUUCUUAUACGGUUCCACCAGAAGCACCCAUGACCGCCCUUCCACCACCACCACCACCACCACCGCUACCAAAGAUUUCGAACUAUGGCAGCAACCCACCCAAGCUGAUGUUUCUCAUAAUUUGUUAGCUGGAGCUGCUGCUUCUAUGGGUGGCGGUGGUGGUGGUGAUGGUAGGCUCAUAAAUUUCUCAGACGAAUCCACCUGGGGAUCUGCGGCUUUUGUUAUGAUGGGGCAUGGUGUCAUCGGCGGCGGAAGUAGUGCAGGUGGUGGUGGUGUGAGCUGCCAGGAUUGUGGAAACCAAGCCAAGAAAGAUUGUCCUCAUAUGAGAUGUAGAACUUGUUGCAAGAGCAGAGGGUUCCAUUGCCAAACACACGUGAAAAGCACAUGGGUUCCGGCCGCCAAACGCCGGGAAAGGCAACAAUAUAGCUCCGCCACACAAGAUCAGAGCCGCCGUCGUGUUCAUCAAAACACCAAAAGAACAAGAUCAACCCAAGAUCAUGAUAACCCUAAUAUGCUUAAUCCGAUUACUGGUGCUAUUGCUUACAAUUCCUCAUCAGGGUUAGAGGUAGGUAAUUUUCCCUCCGAAGUGACAACACAAGCGAAUUUCAGAUGUGUAAGAGUGAGUUCAAUUGAUGAAACCGAUGAUCAAUUUGCAUAUCAAGCUGCAGUGAACAUAGGAGGACAUUUGUUUAAAGGAAUUCUUUAUGAUCAAGGCCCUGAAGGGCAGCAGUACAUGGGCGGAGACACCUCUUCCGGUGGCAGUGCCGGCGGAAUCCCGCAACUAAAUCUCACAACCACCACCACCUCCCCUGGUAAUUCAACGGCGGCAGCAAAUUAUAUCGGGCACUCGCUAUACCCAUCUCUUGGUGGCAACGAUUACAUGAGCAGCUUUAGGUCAUGGAAAGCGACUAUCACUGAUCAACAUGCACUUUGUCUCCAUCGCUAG
Molecule: messenger RNA, 1224 nt
Organism: Lactuca saligna
Lineage: Eukaryota; Viridiplantae; Streptophyta; Magnoliopsida; Asterales; Asteraceae
Source: the annotation of a GenBank genome assembly